AUGUCAGCUACUACUACUACGGUGUUACCGGCUAUUCAAUUGAAGGUCAAUUAUUCCGACAUUAAAACCAUAGCUAAGGAUUUCCUUACUCAGUUCAAAUCAGCGAGUAUAGACGAGGAUGAAAUUCAUAGUAGUAAAUACAUGAACAUUCUUCAAUCAGUGGCUAAUCGUGAAACCACAACCAUUUACAUUGAGUUGGAUGAUUUGAAAUCAUUCCUUUCUUAUUAUGAUCCAGCUUCUACUCAAACUUAUCAAGAAAGUAAGUCCUUGUUACCUACCAUUCUUAACAAUACUUACAGAUUUAUUGAAUUGUUUAGUGAAAUUAUUGAUGAAAUCAUGCCUGAACCUACCAAGGAUAUCAGCUACAAAGACGAUGUUUUAGAUGUGAUUUUACAUCAAAGAAAGUUGAGAAACAUUAGAUUACAGCAAGAAUCAAACGACGAGUUUAAUAACUUGCGUGAAGGUUUGAAUACUCAAGUAGACGAAAAUAUUCAAAAUCCCGACGCUAACACUAACACAUUCCCGGCCAAGCUUACCAGGAGAUAUUGUCUUUACUUUAAACCUUUAUCCACUAACGUAAGCAAGGCGCUUUCAGUAAGGCAAGUCAAGGGGAAGUACGUUGGUCAUUAUAUCACCGUUAGAGGUAUAAUCACCAGAGUUACCGAUGUCAAGCCAACCGUUUUGGUCAAUGCAUACACCUGUGACAAGUGUGGGUAUGAAAUCUUCCAAGAAGUCAAUUCCAAGCUGUUUACUCCUUUGAGCCAGUGUACCAGUCCUUCCUGUUCGCAAGAUAACACCAAAGGUCAAUUAUUUAUGAGUACCAGAGCAUCUAAAUUUUCUAGUUUCCAAGAGGUUAAGAUCCAGGAAUUGUCUAAUCAAGUUCCAGUUGGUCAUAUUCCAAGACAAUUAUCAAUUCAUGUCAAUGGGGAUUUAGUUAGAAGUAUGAAUCCUGGUGAUACUGUUGACGUUUCUGGUAUUUUUAUGCCUUCCCCAUAUACCGGCUUCCGUGCUUUGAAAGCGGGGUUGCUUACUGAGACUUACUUGGAAGCUCAAUAUGUUCACCAUCACAAGAAACAAUAUGAUGAAACUUCACUUCUGGCACAAGCAGAUGCCGCCAUCCAGCAAUUAAUGGAAGGCGGUGAUGUUUACAAUAAGCUUGCUAAAUCCAUUGCUCCUGAAAUUUAUGGACAUUUGGAUAUCAAGAAGAUCUUGUUACUUUUACUUUGUGGUGGUGUCACUAAGGAAAUUGGUGAUGGGUUAAAAAUCAGAGGUGAUAUAAAUGUUUGUCUUAUGGGAGAUCCCGGGGUGGCCAAAUCCCAAUUAUUAAAGGCCAUUGGUAAAAUUGCCCCAAGAUCGGUUUAUACUACCGGUAGAGGUUCUUCGGGUGUGGGUUUAACUGCCGCCGUUAUGAGAGAUCCAAUCACUGAUGAAAUGAUUUUGGAAGGUGGUGCUUUGGUUCUUGCUGAUAAUGGUAUUUGUUGUAUUGAUGAAUUUGAUAAGAUGGAUGAAAAUGAUAGAACUGCCAUUCAUGAAGUUAUGGAACAACAAACCAUUUCUAUUUCCAAGGCUGGGAUUACCACCACUUUAAACGCAAGAACUUCUAUAUUGGCCGCCGCCAAUCCAUUAUAUGGUAAAUAUAAUAGAAAGAUUUCACCCCAUGAAAAUAUCAACUUACCAGCUGCAUUACUUUCAAGAUUUGAUAUUAUGUUUUUAAUUCUUGAUCAACCUUCGAGAGAAAACGAUGAAAGAUUAGCUAGUCAUGUUGCGUACGUUCAUAUGCAUAACAAGCAACCAGAAAUGGAUUUCUCUCCUGUGGAUUCGGCUACAAUCAGACAAUAUAUUUCCCGUGCUAGACUGUUUAGACCAGUUGUCCCACAAGAAGUUGCUGAUUAUGUUGUACAGCAAUAUAUCAACAUGCGUAAGGAAUCACAUAGAAAUGAAGGCUCCAUUAAAAAGUUCAGUCAUAUCACACCAAGAACUUUGCUUGGUAUAUUAAGAUUGGCACAAGCUAGUGCCAGAUUAAGAUUCGACAAUGUCGUCACCAUGGAAGACGUUGAUGAAUCAUUAAGGUUAAUCCAAGUUUCCAAAUCGUCGUUAUAUGCCGAAGAUGAAACCAUAAGACAAGAUGAAAGUUCUACGUCCAAGAUUUAUCAAAUUAUUAGAACCAUGGCCAUGGGCGACGGUUCCAGAUUCCAAAACACUUUACCAAUGCAAGAAAUCAGAGAAAGAGUCAUUGCUAAGGGAUUCACUAUACAACAAUUUGAUGAUUGUAUAACUGAAUAUGAUGGUGUUGGUGUCUGGCAAAGAAUCGAUAAUGGCGAGACUUUGAUGUUUACCAAUGGUGAUGAUGAGGAUGAAGAAAUGGAGUAUUAG
This is a messenger RNA of Spathaspora passalidarum NRRL Y-27907, 2373 nucleotides long. RefSeq names its product DNA replication licensing factor MCM7 (gene CDC47). NCBI's taxonomy places the organism in Eukaryota, Fungi, Ascomycota, Pichiomycetes, Serinales, Debaryomycetaceae. Gene Ontology annotation, biological process: double-strand break repair via break-induced replication; DNA replication; DNA replication initiation. The record is from RefSeq and is a predicted model, not a curated record. The transcript has a single exon. Bases 1 to 2373 code for a protein of 790 amino acids. Gene Ontology annotation, molecular function: single-stranded DNA binding; single-stranded DNA helicase activity; ATP hydrolysis activity. Gene Ontology annotation, cellular component: nucleus; MCM complex.